Molecule: messenger RNA, 345 nt
Organism: Parnassius mnemosyne (clouded apollo)
Lineage: Eukaryota; Metazoa; Arthropoda; Insecta; Lepidoptera; Papilionidae
Source: the annotation of a GenBank genome assembly
AUGGCGGCGGAGCAAGAAAUAAAUAUUAAGUUUGUACAAGAAGUUGAAAAACAUGCUUGUUUAUAUAACUACAAAUUACCAGAAUACAUGCGGAAAAAUACAAUAGAUAGGACUUGGGCAGAAAUUGGGAAUAAAUUUCAAAUAACAGAAGCUAAAGAAAAGUGGAAAAAUCUACGUAGUGUUUUUGUUCGCCAUUUGAAACCGCCUAAAAGUGGAGCAGGGACUGCGCAAAAAAAACCAUACUACUUAGCUGAUUUUAUGCAAUUUACUAUACCGUUCAUAAAAACAGCAGGAAAACCAUCAGGAAAUUUGAACGAGACAAUAGAAGAUAAUGACACAUUGUAA